This is a messenger RNA of Myotis davidii, 1084 nucleotides long. Its product is annotated as islet cell autoantigen 1-like protein. NCBI's taxonomy places the organism in Eukaryota, Metazoa, Chordata, Mammalia, Chiroptera, Vespertilionidae. Gene Ontology annotation, cellular component: Golgi apparatus. Gene Ontology annotation, biological process: regulation of transport. The coding region runs from base 536 to 1084 and encodes 182 amino acids. The record is from RefSeq and is a predicted model, not a curated record. The transcript has 5 exons.
CAACCGAGUCACACAGGCUGGGCAUCUUUGUCUCAGUUUUUUAUUUUUACACCAGAUAGAUGAUAUAAACAUUCAAAGUUAUAUCAUUGUCAUUGAUUGACAAUAUUUUAGGCAAAUGCGUUAUUUUGCAACCAUCACUUUGUUGUUCAAAUUGGAGUACUCCAUUUUUUCUACAGGUUUUCGUCCCCUCUCUUUAGUUCCCAAGUGUUGUUGAGUAAAAACCCUCCAGUGCUUGAAAGCUAAACUUUAUACUCAAUGGCUUUGGUGACAGAUGUUUCCUAUAAUAUAGCACUAGCAUAGUGCCUGCAGUGCUGAACGUGUGCCCGGCGCUUUGUUAAUUCUCAGUAAAUGUUUACAGAAUGAAUAAGGGGUGAAAGGUUAUGUUCACAGUCUGUGUGGAUAUAGAGAAACAGGAUUUGUCUGAGACCGAUUUUAAGAGAUCUACCGGACAACCAGUUUAAAAUUGAAAACGAAACAACACACACACACACACACACACACACACACACACACACACAAUGUAAAACUGUGGAAUAUGAGUCCCAAAUGUAUUUUAACCAAAAUCUUUACAUUUUUUGGUUUUCACUUUAGGUUAGUUUUGUCAGAUGAGGAAGUGAACUUGAGAAGUGAAUCAGUUGCAAAAGAUUUACCUGGAGAUUCACUGGGAGAUGAUUUUGAGAAGGAAUUCUCAUUUCUGAACAGCCUCCUAAGUCCUGCUUCUUCAAGUUCUAGCGAAUUUACUCAAGAAGGCCAGACUGCCUUUGGGAGCCUCACGUUCCAGGAGCCUCCCGUGGGGUCCGAGCCCCUUGCUCAUUCCCAACGAUUCCUUCCUUCCCAGCUCUUCGACCUUGGCCUCCAUGCUGCGGGAGCCUUCAACAGCUGGGCCUCCAGAGGGGGAUUCGAACCUCCUCUCUCACACACUGAUAGUCAGCCAGUGCCUUCACAGAGUCCAAAGAAAUCAACAAAAGCUCCCACCCAUGGUAAUCAAGAGUACUUCCUGCCAGAAUCACAGAAAGCUGAUCCCGAAGGGGGUGUCUUAUCCUUCCCUUUUCCAUUUGAGCGGCACCAUCUGAGGUGUCUUUGA